AUGUUGCUAGGUAAACUCUGUCAGAACCGGGGAUUGACGGAUUUGACGCUUCGCUUCGGGCGGGCGACCUGGCAAUGCUGUGCCCGCAAGAACUCUUUUCGUCCCCGGCUGCAUGAGCGUGAGGAUUGGAAGAGUGCCUUCUCCCCUACCCCUCUCUCUUCACCGGUGUCGGUCGUCUCAGAUACUUUGACGGCCCGGCCAACAACACCAAGCAGCCCUGUCCAGAUCCCGAGGACGACCAGCCGGGAAUCUUAUUUCGAUACCGCCCACCCUGUGCGACGCCAUCACAACCUUCGCCGCAAGGCCCCGAGCCAUGUCCGCUCACCAGAAUCUCUCUCACCAUCGGUGGCUGCGCUGCUGGCCGUCACUGACAUUCCCCGGCCCCGACGAACGCAGCGGAAAUCCCGUGGGACUGACAAGUUGCUGACCGCCGAUGUCAUUAUCGCCGAUGAGAGGUCACUUUCCGAGAAGGAGUUUAGCUGGUCGCUGAGUCGCGGCAGCCCCAUGGAGGUGUUGAUGUCGCCUCCUGACAGCUUGGACGAGGAGUUCCUGGGUAGUGACUGCGGCAGCGUCUCCAUGGCCCGGACGCUCUCUGUCGAUUCCAUGCCAUCUCUCGGCGACUCGUUUGGCACUGAGUGCAUUUCUUCCAUCGACACCCCUCGAAGUUCGAGCCCCCAACCCCUUCAUCGGCGAAAGGCCAGCCCCAUCCGCAGCUGCCUGGGGCCAAUCCGCUCUCCUCCCGAUAGUAUCGUUGAGCAUCCGCUUUCUCCAGAGCCUCAAGACGAAGAUGGGCUCGACUCGCUGGGCCUUCAAAGCACUGGGAGCGAUGCAACAACCUCCUACCAGUUCAUCCCGUUCAAGCCCCUUCGGGCCGUCUUCAAGUCCAACCUCACGGCAUCACUACGAGCGCUGCGAUCGGCAGCCAAAUCCUUUUCGAACCUCAACUUCCCAACUAUUCCACCCGACGAUCUCAUUACCCGCUCCAUUCUCACCAUGGACCCCAAGGUGCCUUACGCUGACGAGCGCCGACCACCCGUGACGGAGGAGAUCCCGUCUGCCGAGCUUCGCCGCUACCUGAACCCAACGACGAGGCUGUCGCGUGAGACGCAGUCUCGACCUCUGCAGCAGCCCGGCACCUUUGCCGCAUCGAUCCAGAUGCAGACUUACAAGAUUCAGCGCAGCCGACCCACAGACGCCGCGGCGCGCAAUGCGUAUCCAUCUGCCUCACCGCUGUCUCCAUCGUCUGCCGCGGGCCAACCUGCACCGACGCCGGCCCAGGAUUCAAUGCCGCCCCUGCCUGCAAUGCGCCAGCGCGAGAUGCGAGAGAACCCAGACUUCAUUCGCAUUGCCGUCAUGGAGAUGCUCAUGCGCAGGCGGGGGAAGCUGGACAAUAGCAAGCCUGGACGUGCGCGCUGGGCACUGCCACCCAGGAAGACAUCGACUAAACCCUACGCGAUUGGACCCGACGGUGUUCCAGAGCGAUGGGUCCCUCUGUCGGCUGCUGCUUAG
Messenger RNA from Trichoderma reesei QM6a, 1509 nucleotides. RefSeq lists its product as uncharacterized. The transcript has 2 exons. The coding region runs from base 1 to 1509 and encodes 502 amino acids. NCBI's taxonomy places the organism in Eukaryota, Fungi, Ascomycota, Sordariomycetes, Hypocreales, Hypocreaceae. The record is from RefSeq and is a predicted model, not a curated record.